This is a messenger RNA of Dentiscutata erythropus, 708 nucleotides long. Lineage: Eukaryota; Fungi; Glomeromycota; Glomeromycetes; Diversisporales; Gigasporaceae. The record is from the annotation of a GenBank genome assembly.
AUGGCCGAAGAUGGUGAACAAAGGGUUAUUCUUAAUGUUGGUGGAGUAAAGUACGAAACAUAUCGCUCGACGCUGAUAAAAUAUCCAGAAACUUUACUUGGAGUAAUGUUCAGCUCACGAAAUGAAGCAUUAUUGCAUCCAACUAACAAAAACGAAUAUUUUUUUGAUCGUAAUGGGGAGGCGUUUCGUUAUAUAAUGACAUUUUACCGAACUGGAAAAACUCAUUAUGAAAAUAAUCCCUUGGUUACCGAAUCAGAAUUAAACGCAGAACUUGAUUAUUUUCAAAUACCGUCGAUCGUAAACUAUUUCGACUAUGACCUGGCCCACAAGGAAGGUGCAAAGUUUUUAAACAAAUUUAUUGAUUUGAUUGAAUCUAUAGUUUUUGAAAAUAUCUGCGUUCUUGAGCCAUACAUAAAAAUAGGGUUUAGUAAUUGUAAGGAAGGGACUCCGGAGAGAAUUUGUACAAAUUUUGAUAUUCUCAAAGACGUAACUAAAAAAGAGUUCAUUCGAUUUGAAAGCUUAGAUUAUAUAGGAUCUAAAAUUCUAAGAAAAUAUAAAAACGAGAUAAAUACACAUUUGGACUUUGCGCUACCUGGGAAGGCAUCGAUUUCGUUUGGAUAUACUCGCUGCAUAAUAGUAGUGAGUUCUUGUAUCGACUUCGAUAAAGUGGCCAAAUUAUCACGCAUGAUGACGAAUAAAACAAACUAA